AUGGCUGCUGUGCGGUCCCUCGGUCUCCACGAACCUGCGGCUGUCGCCUUCCUAGUCGCAGAAGGUCUACUACCCCCUGACCCCUCUCAGAAUCUAUACAAAUGGACGACUAGUGUCGAUGAAGAUUCCAGCGAUCUGGUCGAAGAGGAGAUCGUAUGGACGAAGAGUUGCGCAGUUUGGUCGCGAGCGGGGGUCGUGAAGAGAGUCUUCCGCUUAGAUGUCGAGAAAGAGGAUAUUCGACAUGCUCUGCUGGCCAAAUUCUCAGUAGGGAAGAUUAAACGGUCUGAAGCGAGUCUUUCGAAGGCGAUCAAUGGCGACUCGUCGCAGAUAAGCCAUGUUCUUGGUCGCCUUCACGAAUCCAACGAACCCCAAGUUGAUGGAGGUCAACUACAGCCGAAAAAGGCCACAGCAAAACGGAAGAUCGACCAGAGGGAUAAUACAGGGCCAGGGCCGAACGGACCUCAGCCAGCAAAUGUUUCUCGGGCGCUAGUGGUGGUUCUCAAGUCGCAGGCUCAUAUCUUCUUCUUGACUGGCAACAGCCAUGUUGUUCCUCUUCCGUUUGAGGUAGAUUCGGUCUUUGCCACGCCCAGGGGCUUGCUGUUCCAGCGCAAAGUGCUUGAAGAAGAAGAUACCAGUCCGGUCCCGACGGCGCCCCCGAAUUCCUUCGUAUCAACACUGCCUGAUUUCCGAGCGUCACAGACGCUAGAAGUUCCGUCCGGCAGGAAGGGCCGCCCAUCCUUAACAAUAUCACCGGCCCAGAGCACAGGCCUGAAGCCCCGGAGUAGCAAACAAGCAGAUCUUCCUCGUGUCUUCUCGCUGAUCGAUCCCCACUCGGAAAUGGGCCUAGUCGUCACAAAGCAAUCGUCUCGCUGGCUCCAAACGAGUGUCAAUGCCCGACCGUCUGGAUUGGAUGUCCUUGACUCUGCGGAUGAGAUCGUGUACGUGUCUCCAAGGGAUGAACUAUCUGGGUCGAGUCGAAACCUGGCCAAUGGGCCUCUCAUCCUCGUGGUGACUGCCAAUAUGAACACGGGACUCUACACAGUCUGGACAGCACGCUACAGAGAAGACGAAUUCGCUCCAGCAUCCAAGAAGAAGAAAAAGGACAAGAGACGGGACACAGGUGGCACUCGAUCAAAGCGGCGGAGUUCUCACUUCGGAAUGACCACAGGGUCAACCACGCCUGCUGCCCGCCCGUCAGGUGCCAGGGAGAGCUUCGGUCCCAGGGGCGACGCGUGGAACACAUCGGGCCUGUCCCUGUCGCAGUACUCCGUGGAAGGGAGGCCGGAUGAGGACGAUCUAGCGUCGAAACUGGGUCAGGACUUUGGGGACAUCGGUGUGCCGCUCAAGACUUCCCGACGUGUGAGUUCUUUACUGGCACGAGCGGACCUGGCCUCCAGCCAAGACCGCAUUACAUUCUCGGAUUUAGCGACAGGAAGCCAAUCGGGGUCGAUGCCUCACGGGAACAUGCGGCAGUCUCUUGGUGCUGGUAGCACUCGGGGGAGCUUUGGGUUCAAUCCGAGAGGCUCACUGCCACCGGGCAACGGUUCCGUCUACAGUACUACGAGCAGCUUCAUCGACGCACCGGUGGAUAGGUUGCUGGAAGAACUCAAUAACGAAAGUCUCUUCGAGGGGUUCGAAAACAUGGACUUGAAAGAUUCGGCGUCGGGGCUUCCAGAAGAGGUCUUGCUAACCAAGGUUGAGAGCUUCUCAUCCAAAUUUUCGGGCUCCUUUCAUACACCAGUGAAAACCAAGUCCUCCUCACGGAGACUGAAAAUUAUCACGCUCUCUCCGUCGGAGUCUGGAAACUCGCAGGAUGGAUACUCGGCAGCCCUGGCCCUCUGCCUGGUGGACCAAGAGGCAAGGUCUAUGACCGUUGUCAACCUCCGAGCUGAUCGUGUUGCCAUCCCGAAGAAGGACGGAGGUAUGUUUGGCAAGAAGAAGAAGGGUGGCGCGUCCACCGAGCGGUCGCUACUUAUCCAGGCUUCAGGUAUACAGCAUUUCUCAGAUGUCUGUGAUGCUUGCAAGGUGGUCGAUGGCGACAUUUCGAGACUCAUGACCCUAAAGAUAGGAGAUGAUGGCCAGCGUGUAUUACACCUUCAGACCCUGUGGAGUACGCCGCAUGCGGUCGAGAUUCCGCGGAGACUCAUGUUGAAUGAAGCAUACGGCAUAUACUCAAAUGUUCCCGGAAGCCGGCGGCGAGAAAGUGGCGUCAAACGCCUGAUGACAGAUUCGUCAAUUUCGGUCGUCGGGCUCGACCAUGCAGCUGUCCGAGGCAAGUUCGAUGUUAUAGACUCAGCCAAUCGUCGGCAUAAGCUUCAAAUCAAGAUGGAGCCAAGAAAUGAUAUGGUGAAGAAUGUUUUCAAGGUGUGUCGGUUCGCUUUACCGGAUUCCGAAAAGGCAGGCGAUGGAAUCCUGACAACAUGGUGGGAAGUCAUGAAAUGGCUCCAGGGGCGAGACACCGACGAGGAUGACCUGGAGUGGACAGCUAUGGUUGUGGUCUUAUUUUCAAUGGCUAUACCGUUCAUUGAGAGCAAAACGACGAGGACACAUACUAAGCCCACGCGACGAAAGAAGGGACUAUUGCGAUCAAGCAGCGGGACACAUGUCGACUCGGAGAGUUGGGAGGCAAUGCUCGAUCAGGAAUCUGGCUCUGCUGGUGUGGUGGCAUCAUGGAUGACCACCAGCUCCUGGGGCUGGGUCGUAGAGCAAGAUGCACAAGAUUGCGAACUUAGCCAAGGCAUACAAUCCUCUUCCAGCCGGUCCACAUACCGUCGGAACACCUAUCUCACUCGGUGUAUCACUCUGGCUAGAGAGUUUUUGCAGAGUCCGCAAGGUGUAUCCGCGGUGGGCUCGGAGGGUUACUUGCCUACAGCGCUGUCAUUCAGUCAAAGCCUGCGCAGUACCGCACUAUGUACGAUCUUGGUAGCGCUGCACCUCCUUCGAGAGGAGCAGAAGCUGUCCAUUUGCGACAGUGAACAGUCACGUAAACCUCUGGGUCUUCUUGCUCCUGUUCUCGCCCAGAUCGGCGGCUGGCUUGGAUGGACGUCUUGGACAUGGGCUGACGACACUUAUUUCGGGACGGAAAUGGCCAGUAUGGAUCGCUGGGAAUUCGAAGAAACGCGUAUGACCAAGCUAGAUGUACCUGACGAACCAUUCACUCCUCCUUCGAUUUUUUCGCAUCUUGAAAUGGCAUGGCGUGGAUCCUCGGGGUCUUUCUUCACGCUGUUAAAUCUUGUCGUCAGUCCCAACAGAUCCCCAAAGAAAGGUCGAUUAUGGCAGGAAUGCUACGCACUCACCCCGCGGACUUUAGCACUGGAUGGCUUCUUAUCAGAGGUACACACCUGCUCAACAUCCCUUGAUCGAAUCCAGCUUCUUCAUCGUUGGGGGCUCACAAAGAAUAUCAUCGAAACCUUCCCUGAAGGUGUGAGCGCUCCCUUAUAUGAGACAAUUUUACAGUCACAAAUACAUGCUUCGACAUCAUGGGGCUCGACGCUUCUCCAGCUCAUUGAUCGCGAAGACCUCGGCAUAUCUCUGGGUGGAAACAACCCCGGAUUACCGCCCGCGCCCGCACCGUUGCAGCCUGCAAUGUCGCAUGACGCAGUGCGUGAUGUUCACCACAUCGGGAUCUCUGCCCUGGACGUCGAUGCGACCAAUUCUUUUGAGGUAUCUGCAGAGGCAGAUCGACUCUCCGUUACCAGGUUGAUUUUCAGAGAAGACAAGCGGUUCAUUGAAGCGACACGGUUGCUGAACCAGUCCAAGGCUCCAGUGGCCGAAUGCAUACCCGAGCCAGAGUGGACCGAUUCGGAUUUGUUGGAGGCGCAGAAAGAGGUAGUGCAACUAGUGACCCUGCGUACACUCUCUAUCCCAACCGGACGGGCUAUGUUGGCCUUUAGUGGUCGCUUGCCCCUCUUGACUGAGAAACUCCCUAUUCCUUCCUUCUCCUUACAGUGUGUCAUGAAGCCAUCGAACGUGACGAUUAGCGCAGACCGAGCCUCAUUUAGUGAAGAGAAGGUGUGCUGGGCUUUCUUCCACAACGGGGUGUCGACUGGCUUGGCUAUCUCGAAGCAUUCCAAGGGCAUCGAUACUUCGUGGAUCCUUUUCAACAAACCACAGGAGCUCACAAACCGACACGCCGGUUUCCUGCUGGCUCUAGGUCUCAAUGGUCAUCUCAAGUCGUUGGCUAAGUGGGUGGCCUUCAAAUAUCUAACACCCAAACAUACGAUGACAUCGAUUGGUCUGCUGCUUGGUCUCUCGGCAUCUUAUCUGGGGACGAUGGAUACCCUCAUUACUCGGCUUCUUUCCGUCCACGUUACACGGAUGCUGCCAAUGGGUGCAGCUGAGCUUAACCUAUCGCCACUGACCCAGACGGCGGGAAUCAUGGGUAUUGGUCUGCUGUAUUGCGGUUCACAACAUCGACGCAUGAGCGAGGUCAUGUUGUCUGAAAUCGAGCAUGUCGAGCAGGAGGAAAGUAGCUCUUCGCAUGAUGACCUGCGGGACGAAGGGUACCGUCUUGCAGCCGGGUUGGCUUUAGGCUUCAUCAACCUGGGCAAAGGGAAAGACCUUCGUGGUAUGCGCGACAUGCAUAUCGUGGAACGACUGCUGGCGGUGGCUGUAGGCACUAAGAAUGUGGACCUCGCGCAUAUCCUAGAUCGAGCUACAGCCGGUGCGACAAUCGCGCUGGCGAUUAUCUUCAUGAAGACCAACGAUGAGAUUCUCGCGCAGAAGAUUGACAUUCCGGAUACGACGGUGCGAUUCGACUACGUCCGGCCCGAUAUCUUCCUCCUGCGCACCCUCGCACGUCACUUGAUCAUGUGGGAUCGCAUCCGGCCCGCCGACGAGUGGCUUGUGCAGAGUUUACCCCCCGUAUAUCGCCGCCGAUAUCGUUUGAAAGGCGUGCGCCAGCUGAGGAGCGACGACAUGCCAUUCUUCAAUAUCGUCGCGGGAUUAUGCUUCACACUCGGUCUGCGCUAUGCGGGCUCUGCUCAGCCGGCAGCACGCGAUCUUCUCCUUGCCUACCUUGACCAAUUCAUUCGCAUCUGCCGUCUACCCGCGAUCAAUUACGACGCCAAGCUGACGCGUAACUCUGUGCGACACUGUCAGGACGUCGUAGCCCUAUCAGCCGCCGCUGUCAUGGCCGGCACGGGGGAUCUGGCCCUCUUUCGCCGGCUGCGGUCACUACAUGGACGCGUGGAUCCGGACACGCCUUACGGCAGCCAUAUGGCAUCACACAUGGCGUUGGGGCUGUUGUUCCUGGGCGGCGGCAGUUACACCCUGGGCACAUCAGAUUUGGCCAUUGCAUCCCUGCUAUGCUCUCUCUACCCUAUCUUUCCCACCACUGUCCUCGACAACAAAUGUCAUUUGCAGGCAUUCCGCCAUCUGUGGGUGCUGGCCGCUGAACCGCGCUGCCUGGUGCCGCGUGAUCUCGACUCUCGCCGUCCAAUCUCCCUCCCCAUCACAUGGACCAAUGCCCAAGGGUUCCGUCGCACCGUCACAGCGCCCUGCCUCCUUCCCGACCUUAGCGGGCUGACUCGUGUGGAAAUGCGUCACGCGGACUACUGGCCAUUGGUCUUAGACUUUGCCGCUCAUCCUGAUCUGCGUGACAAGCUUCGCCAGGGCGAUCAAUCGAUCUAUCUCCGUCGCAAGGCUAGGUACAGCUCCACAGGCGCGCCGACUGUCUUCAUGUCGACGCUCUCCGGCCUCAGCGACGCGCAAGACGUCCUUCCGUCAUCCUCAGUCGCCUCGCAACCGGGCAAGGGCUUGUUGGCUCCGGCCCAAGUCGCCACUUUGAGUGGGCCACGCACCCCCAGUGCACCAGCUCACAAUCUCUGGGAAUGGAUCUUUGCUCUGAGUUCCCUGCAAGACCUGGAUAUCCGCGAGAAGGCCCUCGUUCUGCCUCCCUCUUUCCCCUCUACCUGGCGUCGUCGGUCCGGAAUCCCUACGGCGGAACCGUCGUCUGUGCCCUGGCUACGUCCUUCCGCCGUAGACAUCCAACUAGUCCUGGAGCGGACGGUGCACAACGCCAUUCAGACUGCGAAAGGUCGGGGCGUCGACGCGGAUGAGGUCCGAGACCGUCUCUGGCAAUUACGGUUGUUGUUCAGCUGGCUGGAUUCGAAGGCUGAUGACGGUCUGGACGAGGAGGGUCAGAGCGGCUCGUGCGAUGGCUUGUGGUUGCGCAGGGAUUACAUCGAAGAGACAAGAUGGAAGAUCUGGGGAGUGCAGAUCGGAGACUACGAGUGAGGGACAUUCAUUGUAUAUGAUAUGGAAGGGGAGGGUUACUUCGUUUUCCUAUUGCUACGGCAAUGCCGCAUGGUAUAUGAUUGAUGACUUGCUAAGAUGUUCAAUUCCGCGCUAUGUUGUAUCAUACUAAUUCAAGGAAGGUUGUAUUAUCAUAGAUGGAAUGCGG
This is a messenger RNA of Aspergillus homomorphus CBS 101889, 6403 nucleotides long. Its product is annotated as anaphase promoting complex subunit 1. The transcript has a single exon. NCBI's taxonomy places the organism in Eukaryota, Fungi, Ascomycota, Eurotiomycetes, Eurotiales, Aspergillaceae. Gene Ontology annotation, cellular component: anaphase-promoting complex. Bases 1 to 6237 code for a protein of 2078 amino acids. The record is from RefSeq and is a predicted model, not a curated record. Gene Ontology annotation, biological process: metaphase/anaphase transition of mitotic cell cycle; anaphase-promoting complex-dependent catabolic process; protein K11-linked ubiquitination. Gene Ontology annotation, molecular function: molecular adaptor activity.